Messenger RNA from Echinops telfairi (small Madagascar hedgehog), 2007 nucleotides. It is a transcript of the gene INTS10, whose product is annotated as integrator complex subunit 10. The transcript is spliced from 14 exons. The record is from RefSeq and is a predicted model, not a curated record. The coding region runs from base 242 to 1768 and encodes 508 amino acids. Gene Ontology annotation, biological process: snRNA processing. Gene Ontology annotation, cellular component: integrator complex. Lineage: Eukaryota; Metazoa; Chordata; Mammalia; Afrosoricida; Tenrecidae.
CCUUGGGGAAGCCUUAUUAGAGGCUGAAACUAUUGAAGAGCAAGAAUCUCCUGUUAACUGCUUUAGAAAAUUAUUUGUGUGUGAUGUACUUCCUCUAAUAAUUAAUAACCAUGAUGUCCGAUUACCUGCCAACUUAUUGUAUAAGUACUUGAAUAAAGCAGCGGAAUUCUAUAUCAAUUACGUCACCAGGUCUACUCAAUUAGAAAGUCAGCAUCAAGGUACCCAAGACACAUCGGAUUUAAUGUCCCCUAGCAAACGGAGCUCUCAGAAGUGUGCCAUAGAAGGCCUCACGGGAAAAUCCUCCCAGAUUGCGGACCCCUGGGAGAGGCUCUUUAAGGUUUUGAAUGUUGUUGGGAUGAGAUGUGAAUGGCAGAUGGAUAAAGGAAGACGAAGCUAUGGUGAUAUUCUGCACAGAAUGAAGGAUCUCUGCAGAUACAUGAACAACUUUGACAAUGAAACUCACGCAAAAUAUAAGAACCAAGUGGUGUAUUCCACCAUGUUGGUCUUCUUUAAGAAUGCAUUCCAGUAUGUCAGCAGUAUACAACCAUCUCUCUUCCAAGGUCCGAAUGCCUCAAGCCAAAUUCCACUGAUUCUCCUUGAGGACGUCUCGAAUGCAUACGGUGAUGUAGAAGUUGAUCGCAAUAAGCACAUACAUAAAAAGAGGAAACUAGCCGAAGGAAGAGAGAAAACCAUGCAGAGUUCAGACGAUGAAGACGGUUCGGCAAAAGGAAGGAACCGUCACAUUGUGGUCAAUAAAGCCGAACUUACUAACUCAGUUGAAGUGCUCGAAAGCUUUAAACUGGCCCGGGAGAGCUGGGAGCUUCUCUACUCCCUCGAAUGCCUCGACAAGGAAUUUACAAGAAUUUGUUUGGCCUGGAAGACAGAUACUUGGCUUUGGUUACGAAUCUUCCUCACUGAUAUGAUCAUCUACCAGGGUCAAUAUAAAAAAGCUGUCGCCAGCCUGCAUCACCUAGCAGCUCUCCAGGGGUCUCUUCCUCAGCCACAGAUCACUGGACAGGGGACUCUGGAACAUCAGCGGGCUCUCAUCCAGCUUGCCACCUGCCACUUUGCUCUCGGAGAAUACAGAAUGAUGUGUGAAGAGGUCCUUGAUCUGAUGUGCUACAUGGUGCUGCCCGUCCAGGAGGGAGGCAAGUCACAGGAGGGACCAGCAAAGGUGAAGCCCAAAGUUAGAAGAGGUUCGGAUCUGAAGCUGCUGCCUUGUACCAGUAAGGCCAUCAUGCCAUACUGCCUGCAUCUAAUGCUAGCAUGUUUUAAGCUCAGAGCUUUCAUGGACAACAGGGAUGACCUGGCACUGGGACACGUGAUCGUCUUGCUUCAGCACGAGUGGCCACGGGGCGAAAACCUCUUCUUGAAAGCUGUCCAUAAGAUUUGCCAACAAGGGAAUUUCCAAUAUGAGAAUUUCUUUAACUACGUGACAAAUAUUGAUAUGCUGGAGGAGUUCGCCUACCUAAGAACUCAGGAAGGUGGGAAAAUUCAUCUGGAAUUACUACCUAAUCAAGGAAUGCUGAUCAAGCCUUCUAGCCCUCCCAUGGGGUUGCUGCAGCAGGAAUUCUUACCUGUGCUUCAGCCCAGCAUACAGACUGCUGACAGGCACCACACGGUCACUCGAGGCAUCACCAAAGGCGUGAAGGAGGACUUCCGCCUGGCCAUGGAGCGCCAGGUGUCCCGCUGCGGGGAGAACCUGAUGGUGGUCCUGCACCGGUUCUGCAUCAACGAGAAGAUCUUGCUCCUGCAGAUUCUGGCCUAGCGGCCGACACGGCCCUGCCCAAGGGCCUGCUCGGCCCGUGGCUUUUGGAAGGCACACAGUGUCACUCCGCUGUUACAGCUCUUAAAAACGGGGAAAACCGUCCGAGUUCUAACUCAUUCUUUGCUCACACGUUGUUCCCAAGAGUCGGAGAAGCAGUUUCUAUUUUUAAGAGUCAUUUUUUAUAAUUUUUGUAAACAAAGUGACCUGUUUGUAAAUAAAAGUCACCUUAAAAACCUGGA